UCUUGUUCCAAACGUCAUUGAUAAGGUCGUCUCUGAUGAUCUCUACGAAGAGAUGGGUUUGAUUGAAGGUCCAGUUCUGGGCAGUGGCUCAUUCACUUUCGUGGUUCUAGCCACUUCGAAAGUUGACCCCUGCCACAAGAUGGCUGUCAAAACGUUCCCGCUGUUUGGACCUGCUUGCGAGGCUAAUAAGAAGAAAAUGGACGAGGAAGCUUCGAGAAUGUUCUUGAGAGAGGCUCAGUUAAUGAAACGACUCCAGCAUUCAAACAUAAUAUCCCUGACCUGCUGUGUUCAAACGCCGACAUCACUGGUGCUCAUGCUGCCCUACUGUAAGAAUGGUACGUUGAUGCAAAUUAUUAAGACUUUGACCAUUAGCCAGCAGACACAAUUCUUCAGACAACUCUGCGAUGCCAUCAAGUACAUUCACGGUAAGAACAUCGCCCACUGUGACAUCAAACCAUCAAACGUCCUGGUUACGGACGACAAAAGCAUCUUACUGUCAGACUUCGGUUUGUCCAGGGCGCUGCCGAAUCAGGACGCCGAACUUUUGAUUCAUUUUGGGACGCGUCUCUACAGAGCUCCAGAGACGUUCAAAGGCUGCAGAGUGAACCCGUUCAAGGCGGACAUGUUUGCUUUCGGCGUGACGUCAUGGUGCAUGCUUCUCAGAAGGAGGCCAGCAGACGUGAACUUCAUGAGGACAUUGAACGAAGCUGUUGCUUUUUCAUCUCAGUUUAGAAGGAUGGUGAGCUCCCUUUUGACCCCUGACCCCAGCAAGAGACCAUCUGCCAGUGAGGUUCUUGAACGUAUAGGACUUAUCACCAUGACAUCUACAGAUCGAGAUGUUUCUAUUGGUUGACCUCCUUCUGAUACCUCAAGACGGAAUGGUUCUAGUACAAUCUACAUAAAAGAAUGGUUAAGAUGAGGAACUGAUUGGAAGGAGCAGACGUUGAGUAGCAGACGUUAAAUCUGAAAUGGAAGGAGAGGAAGCCAGAGGCGAAGAAGC
Biomphalaria glabrata is the source of this 1000-nucleotide messenger RNA. RefSeq lists its product as uncharacterized. The transcript is spliced from 5 exons. Lineage: Eukaryota; Metazoa; Mollusca; Gastropoda; Planorbidae. Gene Ontology annotation, molecular function: protein kinase activity; ATP binding. Bases 53 to 853 code for a protein of 266 amino acids. The record is from RefSeq and is a predicted model, not a curated record. Gene Ontology annotation, biological process: protein phosphorylation.